AAGCAUACGGUCGCGUGCGCCUGACAGUGUCCAACACACAUAUCAAAGAUUUCUAGGUUUGUUUUUUGUUUACUAAAUUUGAAAAUGGACCAGAAGGACACGGAAAUGAAUGAAAAAGGAGUCUCGUCUUCUACCAGCGAAGUUGUUGUUCAAGUCAGGGAGAAGAAAGGACCUUUACGCGCUGCCAUCCCCUAUAUGCCUUUCCCAGUAGCCGUCAUCUGCCUGUUUCUCAACACAUUUGUGCCGGGGCUGGGCACGUUCAUCUCAGCCUUCACGGUUUUGUGCGGAGCGAGGACGGACCUGCCCGACCGACACAUGUGCUGCGUGUUCUGGCUGAACAUUGCAGCUGCCUUCAUUCAGAUCCUCACUGCCAUCGUCAUGGUGGGCUGGAUCAUGAGCAUAUUUUGGGGAAUGGACAUGGUCAUUCUUGCAAUCUCUGAAGGCUACAGGGAGCAGGCUGCACCCCAGCAGCUCUGA
This is a messenger RNA of Xyrauchen texanus (razorback sucker), 477 nucleotides long. RefSeq names its product protein stum homolog. NCBI's taxonomy places the organism in Eukaryota, Metazoa, Chordata, Actinopteri, Cypriniformes, Catostomidae. The transcript has 4 exons. Bases 85 to 477 code for a protein of 130 amino acids. The record is from RefSeq and is a predicted model, not a curated record.